Molecule: messenger RNA, 985 nt
Organism: Paramecium pentaurelia
Lineage: Eukaryota; Ciliophora; Oligohymenophorea; Peniculida; Parameciidae
Source: the annotation of a GenBank genome assembly
AUGUAAAAAUCUUUAGAAAAUGAUAAAAUACAAAUUGAUUAAGCUAAAAAUUAGCAAAGUCAUGUUGAUGAAUCAAAUGUUAUAAUGAAAAUCAAUAGGUUCAGUGAACAAUUAGACUUUUAAUAUAGUCCCUAUCCCUCUUAAAAUCAAAAAUAAAAUAAUGCAAUAAUUCCUUUUGAUCCAUUAUAACAAUAAGAUAAUAAUUAAUAAUUAUAAUUACUCUCUGAUACUAAUUAAGAUUCAAAAUUAGAAUUUUUUCGUUCAACAUUAUACAUAUGGUUGUUUUGGUAAAGUACCAUAUUUAUAAUUUUGAUAUUCAAUGUUACUCAAAUAGAUUUUUAUUGUUAUCAAACAAAAGGAUUAAUAUAAUAUGGAUGUUUGUAUUUAGGUUUAUUUGCUUUAAUCUUGAUAAAAUAUGCAAAUGAAAAGAAAUUAGUUUUUUUAAAUAACAUAAAUAAUAAUAACUUUGAUAAACUAUUGUUUGUUUUGGUAAUUAUAAUUGAGGGUAUUUUUCAUGUUAAAUUUAUUGCUAUUAUUGAAUGUUUUUGUGUUGGGAAUAAAAAUUAUGGAGGGGAUUUUGAUUUUGAGUUGGAAAGAUAAAUUAUAUAUGUUAGUAUAUUAAUACAUUUAUCAAUUUUAAUAUCAAUUGGUAUCAUGUUAGUAAUCACUUUAAUAUAAUAGAAAAUAGAUCCAAAAUGUAAAUAAAUUAAUAAUUUUGUUAGAAUAUUUUAUUAUUUCUUUUGUUAUUUCUUUAAUAAUGGGAAUAAUGUAUUAAGCAGCCUCCUUAAAAAUUGAAAUAAUACCAAUUUUGAUAAUUAUUGUAAUCUUUUGUUUAUUUGGCACUGCUACAGUUCUUUCAGGUUAGCAAAUUGCUAAUGGAAAAGUAAUAAUAAAUUUUGAUAUAAUUUAGUUUGCUUUAAAUCACAAACGAAAAUAUAUGGGAGCCUUAUUGUAAUACUUAAAUUUGUUUUGGUUAUGCUUUUGA